CCGGCCUCCGCAGGCCAGGUGGUGCGGGGCUAGGUGCAGGGUGGAAAGGGGGUACGAUGGGCCCGCCCUCAGGGAGCUGGCUCACUGGGCUGCAGGACCUGAUUCCGCCCACGGGGGCUGCCGCCGUCGGUGGUGGACAGAGUGCCACCAAGGAGUGCAGGGCCGAUGGGGUGGAGGCCGUGUGUGUGUGUGUGUGCGCGCGUGUGUGUGUGCGCGCGCGCGGUUUCGAAUUACAAAAACAACCUGGGUUGUGGCAAAGCUCAGGGGGUAUGGAGGUGUACACAUCCUGUCCUCGGGCCAGCCCCAGGCAUAUGGCUGUGUGUUGGGAAAGAGUCUGAGACUGGGGGACUGACGGCUGGGCUCCGGGUCCUCCCAUGCCCUGCCUCCCCCCAGGAGGUCUUGGAAGGUCCUCGGUUCCCGUGCAAGAGCAAGAGGCCGAGGGGACCCGCCAGUGGAGCGCAAGGACCAGACACUCCCGCAAUGACCAGUUCUCCUGUCUCCAGAGUCGUCUACAACGGCAAGAGGAACAGUAGCCCUCGCUCUCCCCCCAGCAGCAGUGAGAUCUUCACCCCGGCCCAUGAGGAGAAUGUGCGCUUCAUUUACGAGGCCUGGCAGGGCGUGGAGCGAGAUCUGCGGAGCCAGAUGUCAGGCAGCGAGCGGGGCCUGGUGGAGGAGUACGUGGAGAAGGUCCCUAACCCCAGUCUGAAGACCUUCAAGCCCAUCGACCUGAGUGACCUGAAGCGCCGGAACACGCCGGACGCCAAGAAGUCCUGAAGCGUGCGGUGUCCCUCCCCUGGCCUCUGGGAGACCCGGGCGCCGCCUGAUGUUGGUCUCCUGCGGGUUCGGUCCUGGGGGGGGGGGGGUGGAGGGAGGGAGGGGCUGUAAACCCCAGGACCAGGAGGGGCAUGAUUGAUGGCCAAUGCCUGCCCUUCCUCCCCGAGCCCCCUCCUUUCUUUUCAGGGGGUCUCAAGCUGCCCUGUCACUGGGGGUAGGGGGGUUUGGGCCCUACCAGCCCCUGCUCCCCCCGGAGUUGCAUCUCUGGAGCGCCUGCUCUGCCUGCCCUCACCCCAGGGCCUUGACUGACUCCUCUCCACUUCCCACCACCUUCCAUUGCCCCCACCCCCUGACUGCCCCCCCAGCCACUUCCAAGGUCAGGAGGGAAACAAGGGGGCCUCUGCUGUCUCCCAGGCUGGUGGGAUUGGGCUUGUCCGUGAGGUGGCCAGGAGGCAGGAGGCAGGCGGCCCCUCCCAUACCUGUUGUGUAUCCCCCACCAAGCCCCGCUGCUUUUCUGGGCUGGACACCUUGGGGAGCGUCUAAUUUUUCACCCCGCUGUCCAGCCUGGCCCCUUCCUCCCCUGCAUCAGCUUCGGGAUGGCACUAGCUCUCCAGGCCUGGGAUGCCACCGAGCACUCCCUCAUAAAGGGUCUUGGGCAGCCAGGCCUAGCCCCUUGCUGUCUGCGGCCCUGUGGCCACAGCAGUCCCCUCGGGCAGGGGCAUGAGGUCGACCCUGGCCCUGUACCAUGUGCUGGGACGGUCACCAGGGUCCCCUUUUCUUCCUGUGUCCUCUAAAAGCCAAGUGUCUGUGACUGGAGCCCAAGGACCAGUGAAUAAAGGCAGGUGGCGUUGGAUCGGC
This is a messenger RNA of Mirounga angustirostris (Northern elephant seal), 1632 nucleotides long. It is a transcript of the gene MCRIP1, whose product is annotated as MAPK regulated corepressor interacting protein 1. Lineage: Eukaryota; Metazoa; Chordata; Mammalia; Carnivora; Phocidae. The record is from RefSeq and is a predicted model, not a curated record. The transcript has 6 exons. Bases 166 to 774 code for a protein of 202 amino acids.